UUUGACAUUAAAGUUGCCCAACAGCUGGUCUCUCGUCGUCACUUCCUUCCGCUCUUCAAGGAAGUUAAAACAAACAAAGCACAGACCCGACAAACACACACGUGUAGCCUACUACCACCGUUGUUUGUGUUACUGAAAGCGCAUUCAAAGGAACAUCACUUUUCUAUUACAGCCAUAUUUAUGAGAAAAACCGACUGCUUUGGAUACACCGAAAAGGUGCAGUUUCAAGGUCUGUAGAACACUACUAAGAUGCCCUCUGCAGAAGUCAACUCUCCACUCCAGCUGAUGAGGAGCAUCAAAGAAGAGACAGAGGAGUUCAGCUUAGCUGACUCUCCAUCCCAGCUGAACAUAAAAGAAGAGAGAGGAGAGGUCCCUGGUUCUCCAGAACAGCUGAACAUAAAAGAAGAGACAGAAGAGUUCCCUGGUUCUCAAGAACAGCUGGAGAUGAAAGAAGAGAGAGAAGAGUUCCCUGCGUCUCCAUCCCAGCUGAACAUAAAAGAAGAAACCGAGCAAGGACGGCAGGAGAACAAUGAAGAGAACCACAGAGAUGCCGAGUCAACCAAGAGAUCUGGGCAUCAGUUACACUGUGGUUCCAGUGGAGAGGAGUUUCGUGGAAAAACACAUUCUGCUGCCCUGACUACAGAGAGGCCGUACGUCUGCAGUCAGUGUGGCAAGAGCUUUAAGAGAAAAGAUGAGCUCCAACGCCAUCAGCGUGUUCACACAGGGGAGAAACCAUUUUCAUGCACUGACUGUGGAAAGAGUUUCACACAGUAUUCUAGUCUCUACACACAUCGCCGUAUUCACACUGGACAUAGGCCGCACGCUUGCAGUCAGUGUGGCAAGAGAUGUAAGGCAAAACAGGAGCUCCAACGCCACCAACGUGUUCACACAGGGGAGAAACCAUUUUCAUGCACAGACUGUGGAAAGAGUUUCUCACAGUCUUCUAACCUCUACAGACAUCGUCGCUUUCACACUGAAGAGAGGCCGUUCCCUUGCAGUCAGUGUGGCAAGAGCUUUAAGACAAAACAAAAACUCCAAAUCCACCUGCACAUUCACACAGGGGAGAAGCCGCACGCUUGCAGUCAGUGUGCCAAGAGCUUUAAGGCAAAAUAUGAUCUCCAAAACCACCAGCGUGUUCAUACAGGGGAGAAACCAUUUUCAUGCACAGAGUGCGGAAAGAGUUUCUCACAGUCUUCUAGUCUUCUCAGACAUCGUCGCAUUCACACUGGAGAGAAGCCGCACGCUUGCAGUCAGUGUGACAAGAGCUUUAAGACCAAACAGGAGCUCCUACGCCAUCAGCGUGUUCAUACAGGGGAGAAACCAUUUUCAUGCACAGACUGUGGAAAGAGUUUCUCACACUAUUCUAGUCUCUACACACAUCGUCGCAUUCACUCUGGAGAGAGGCCGCCACAGAUUUUAGCGUUCGCGAACUGGAAAGUUGGUUUGCUAUGCGAACCGCAAAAUAGUUAUUUUUUCUUGUGGCCGUCAGCAGGUUCAUCUGGGUAACACAGUCAGGUGCGGGAAAAGGUCAGAGCCCGGUAUGAACACGGGCGGUUCGCAGAUAAGCACUUUAGUGUCGAACGUAACUAGUGCGGGCACCGUCACCGGCUCCGUUCGGGUCGGCCUGAAAGCCCUAGUGAGUUUGAAAUAUUAUGUCUGGAAUUUGCAGUUUUUGGGUAGGUCCGAAAGCCCUGUUGUAGCCGGCAGUGACUGGUUGGUAAUUAUUAUAGCAGCAACAAGUGUAUUCACCACGCGAAUACCUUGUAAGUGAACAUCAAAAACAAUAUUCUUAUUUUACUUACAGUAGGCCUACGUAUAAAUAAGUAGUCUACACCAGUGCUUCUCAACUGGAAUAGUCUUGGGACCCACCAUUUUCCACUCCCAUUCGGUCGCCACCCAAUUUUUUUUAGCAACACUCGAAUGACUGGUAGCACGCUACUGUCUCGCAUAAACAUUCUGAUUUUAUCUAUGAUGACAGAUGACACCAGUUCAAUCGCCUAUCAAAAUAAAAGUUGUAAAUUGUUGCAGGAAAAGUUGGAUGAUUGUUUAUUUUUUUAUUUCAGCAAAUCAAUGAACUACGAUUUUUUUUUACACCACGGCUCCGCGAUCCACCCAUGACCCCUCCCCGACCCACUUUUGGGUCGCGACCCACCAGUUGAGAAUCACUGGUCUACACAACCUCAUUUGCUAUGUGUGCAUGUUACUGGCAUCGCGACUCCACUGUCUCUAAACCCAGCAACUUUCUCAGUGUGGAAUGGAUGGAAAGCAUGUUGAAGAACUAGUUCCAUGGACAUUAAUGCUACGUCCUUCGUUUAUGGCACGAUAUGCUACACCAAGUGUAAAAUAAAAAUUGUUAUUAAUGAAUGAGGCGGGCAA
Messenger RNA from Engraulis encrasicolus (European anchovy), 2376 nucleotides. Its product is annotated as zinc finger protein 664-like. Gene Ontology annotation, molecular function: DNA-binding transcription factor activity, RNA polymerase II-specific. Lineage: Eukaryota; Metazoa; Chordata; Actinopteri; Clupeiformes; Engraulidae. Bases 250 to 1506 code for a protein of 418 amino acids. The record is from RefSeq and is a predicted model, not a curated record. Gene Ontology annotation, cellular component: nucleus. The transcript is spliced from 3 exons. Gene Ontology annotation, biological process: regulation of transcription by RNA polymerase II.